AUUAGGAUGAGGGAGUGUUGAAAAGGGGCGUGGCCUGGAGCCAGUAACAUCUGUGCCUGUCCCCUCUGCAUUCUGCAGAGAAAGACGCGAGAGGAGAGGACAGGACAGGACAGGACACACCAAGUUUUUGCCGGCCCGCCGUGUGCUUGCACGCCUUCAUCACCCAUCAUCUCUCCAGAGAAGAAAGCUUCAUCUUUUAAUUGCUGGCACUUGUCUCUGGGAUUCAAAGCUGCAUGGAUUACACACCUUGCUGAAGGAAAUGCUCUGCUGUGUGCUGUGCAGAAAGCGGGACACUGCAGUGAGUUAAGGAUUGAAAACCAAAAAAAAAAAACGGAAUGCUGAGAGCAGAAGAGAGGUGCUCCUGGACCGGAACCUUCUGACGGAGGCCAAGCUCUGAGGUGGCGGAGGCCUCGACGAGGCCCCUAAAAGGAGCCUCCGACGACCUUCCCUGCCGGCAUAGCCUCACCCGCCGAGGAGAGCCAUGGCUCCCCGGAAGCGCGGCGGCGGUGGCCGCGGAGGCCUCUCCUUCAUCUUCUGCUGUUUCAACAACAGCGACCACCCGGAGAUCACCUACAGGCUGCGGGAGGACUUUGCCCUGCAGAGCAUGGAGCCGGCGCUGCCCAUGCCGGGGUACGACGAGCUGGACGGGAUGUUCUCAGAGUUGGUGGAUGAGCUGGACCUCACAGAGAAGCACCGCGAAGCCAUGUUUGCCCUGCCGGCCGAGAAGAAAUGGCAGAUCUACUGCAGCAAAAAGAAGGAGCAGGAAGAGAACAAAAGUGCGACUAGCUGGCCGGAGUACUACAUCGAUCAGCUUAAUUCGAUGGCAGCUAGAAAGACUCUUCUCGCUCUGGAGAAGGAAGAUGAGGAGGAGAGGAACAAGACCAUAGAGAGCUUGAAGACAGCUCUGAGGACGCAACCUAUGAGGUUCGUGACCCGCUUCAUCGACGUGGACGGCCUGACGUGCAUCCUCAACUUCCUGAAGAGCAUGGACUACGAGACCACCGAGUCGCAGAUCCAUACGUCGCUAAUCGGCUGCAUCAAGGCACUGAUGAACAACUCUCAGGGCCGCGCCCACGUGCUCUCGCACACCGAGAGCAUCAACAUCAUCGCCCAGAGCCUGGCCACGGAGAACAUAAAGACCAAGGUGGCCGUGCUGGAAAUCAUGGGUGCCGUGUGCCUGGUCCCCGGAGGCCACAAGAAGAUCCUGGAGGCCAUGCUGCACUACCAGCGCUUUGCCUGCGAGAGGACGCGCUUUCAGACACUUAUAAAUGAUCUGGAUCGGAGUACAGGUCGAUACAGAGAUGAGGUCAACCUGAAAACGGCCAUCAUGUCCUUUAUUAACGCGGUGCUGAGUCAAGGCGCAGGCGAGGCAAGUCUGGAGUUUCGUAUUCACUUACGAUAUGAGUUUUUGAUGCUGGGGAUCCAACCUGUCAUUGAUAAGCUACGUUCCCAUGAAAACUCCACGUUAGACAGGCACUUAGACUACUUUGAGAUGCUGCGCAACGACGAUGAGCUGGCUCUGUCAAAACGUUUUGAGUCGGUACACAUCGACACCAAGAGCGCCACCCAGGUGUUUGACCUCAUCCGCAAGAAAAUGAACCACACUGACGCAUAUCCGCACUUUAUGUCCGUCCUCCAUCACUGUCUCCUCAUGCCACACAAGAGGAGCGGUAACACGGUGCAGUACUGGCUGCUGCUCGACCGUAUCGUCCAGCAGAUGGUGCUGCAGAAUGACAAAGGUCACGACCCCGAUGUCACGCCACUGGAGAAUUUUAACGUGAAAAACGUAGUGCGGAUGUUGGUCAACGAGAAUGAGGUCAAACAGUGGAAAGAGCAGGCCGAAAAAAUGAGAAAAGAGCACCACGAGCUACAGCAGAGGUUCGAGAAGAAGGAGCGCGAAUGUGACGCCAAGACGCAGGAGAAGGAGGACAUGAUGCAGACGCUCAACAAGAUGAAAGAGAAGCUGGAGAAGGAGAGCAGCGAGCACAAGAACGUCAAGCAGCAAGUGGCCGAACUCACGGCGCGGCUCCACGAACUCAGCACACAGAGACAAGCUGCUGUUGUCCCAGGAGGACCACCUCUCCCCCCCGGCCCCCCAGGCGGCCCUGUACCAAGCCCGCCCACACCCGCCUUCUCGGGCCUGUGUCCGCCACCUCCCCCGCCUCCGGGUGGCAUGAUGCCUCCUCCUCCGCCGCCUCCUCCACCGGGUGGCCCUCCACCCCCUCUGGGCCGCCCACCCGUGGGAGGCAUCCCACUGCCGCCCGGGGCCCCGCUGGGACCAUCCAUGAAGAAGAAGAACAUUCCACAGCCAUGCAACCCACUCAAGUCCUUCAACUGGUCCAAGUUAGCUGAGAAUAAACUUGAAGGCACCGUGUGGAUGGAGGUGGAUGAUGCAAAGGUUUUUAAAAUCCUGGAUCUAGAGGACAUUGAAAAGACCUUUUCAGCCUAUCAGAGACAGCAGAAAGAGGCAGAGGACGACACGCUGAGUUCCAAAAAGGUGAAGGAGCUGUCCGUGAUUGAUGGGCGCCGAGCACAAAACUGUAACAUUCUUCUCUCGAGGUUGAAACUUUCCAAUGAGGAGAUCAAGAGAGCCAUCCUGACCAUGGAUGAACAGGAGGACCUUCCUAAAGAUAUGCUGGAGCAGUUGCUGAAAUUUGUCCCGGAGAAGAGUGACGUGGACCUCCUGGAGGAGCACAAGCACGAGCUAGACCGCAUGGCCAAACCCGAUCGCUUCCUCUACGAGAUGAGUCGAAUAAACCACUACCAGCAGAGACUGCAGUCUUUGUACUUCAAAAAGAAGUUUGCUGAGAGGAUAGCUGAGAUCAAACCCAAAGUUGAAGCUCUGACCAAGGCUUCAAAGGAAGUCUUAAACAGCAGAAACCUGAAGCAGCUCCUGGAGGUGGUGCUGGCUUUCGGCAACUACAUGAACAAGGGCCAGAGGGGCAACGCUUACGGCUUUAAGGUGUCCUCCCUCAACAAGAUCGCAGACACCAAAUCCAGCAUCGACAAAAACAUCAACCUCCUGCACUACUUGAUCACCAUCCUGGAGAAGAAGUACCCCAAAGUGCUCAAGUUUCAGGGCGACCUGCAGAGCGUCCCUGAAGCAGCCAAAGUCAACAUGACCGAGCUGGAGAAAGACAUCGGCAACCUGCGGAGCGGCCUCAAAAGCGUCGAGAGCGAGCUGGACUACCAGAAAAAGCGGCCACAGGAGCUGGGCGACAAGUUUGUGUCUGUGGUGAGCCAGUUUAUCACCGUGGCCAGCUUCAGCUUCUCCGAUGUGGAGGACUCUCUUACAGAGGCCAGAGACUUGUUCCUGAAGGCUGUAAAGCACUUUGGCGAGGACGCCAGUAAGAUGCAGCCUGAUGAGUUCUUUGGCAUCUUUGACCAGUUCCUGCAAUCUUUCAUGGAGGCGCAGCAGGAGAACGAGAACAUGCGGCGACGCAAAGAGGAGGAGGAGCGCCGUGCCAAAAUGGAAGCUCAGCUCAAAGAACAGCGGGAGAAGGAACGCAGGGCACGUAAGGCGAAGGCAAACGGCGAGGACGACGGCGGUGAGUUCGACGACCUGGUGUCGGCGCUGCGCUCAGGUGAGGUGUUCGACAAAGACUUGUCCAAGAUGAAGCGCAACCGCAAGCGCAUCAACAGCCAGAACACGGACUCCAGCCGAGAGCGACCAGUCACCAAGCUCAACUUCUAAGAGGCGGAUGAGGUCCUGCUCUGCGCUUGUAGGUACUUUUUCGGUUUUUCUUUUCUUUUUUUUUUUUUUUUUUUUUUGAAAUAACUGGGUCGACCUGACAUGCACAUUCCUCCGUUCCUGCCCGGCAACAGGCCCACACACAGCCACGCGUGCAUACGUUUUCUUUUCAUCCUUGCAAGCAUUUCACGUUUAACAGCGACGAUACAGGAGGACACCGUUUGAUGGGAUAAUCUCUUUUUGUACGUGCAGCUUCUCGACUGCUUCAUCCUUCAUCCAAACAGGAUGAAGAGUCCAAAAAAAAAAAAACAACGUGGGCCAUUUUUCUACAAAGUGAUGUCAUGGAUCGUCGCUGCUCUUUUUUGGGGGGAGAAAGACUCAAUUUUGAACUCAAAGCUGCUGUCACAAGCAUCUACCAGGAAGGAAGAUGCUGCAUUUUACCAGAGCUUUAACUGCAAGAAAAGUAGCUGACAGAAGCGGCAUCUUUUUCUUUUGUUUAGGUUUUUUUUUUUUUUUUUAUGUCACACGUGUGCAGCGUUUAUAUAUUUAAAUAUAUAUCAGAUCAUGAUUGUUUUUACUUCUUCCUGUUAAGAGCUGGCCUUAACUGUUGAUUUAAUGUCAAGUUGGUACUCUCCAGGCCUGGGCCUAAAAGUCACUAAUGUCAUAGAGGACGUAUAUCUGUAUAAAAAGGUUGCGUGCUUGUUACACACUUGCACAUAUAAAAAUAAUAAUGUACAAUGCUACAUGCCAUUAAAAACAUACCCAACCAA
Molecule: messenger RNA, 4461 nt
Organism: Doryrhamphus excisus (bluestripe pipefish)
Lineage: Eukaryota; Metazoa; Chordata; Actinopteri; Syngnathiformes; Syngnathidae
Source: RefSeq, a predicted model, not a curated record